Molecule: messenger RNA, 1977 nt
Organism: Cucumis melo (muskmelon)
Lineage: Eukaryota; Viridiplantae; Streptophyta; Magnoliopsida; Cucurbitales; Cucurbitaceae
Exons: 10
Coding region: 150-1598 (482 amino acids)
Biological process (GO): rRNA base methylation; tRNA methylation
Molecular function (GO): iron-sulfur cluster binding; RNA methyltransferase activity
Source: RefSeq, a predicted model, not a curated record
AAUGUCCAGGAAGAUAACGAAUUUGAGGUGUGGCUGCGUUUUCCUCUCGAUUCACCCUCUUUAUCGAUUCUGGGACGUGGUAAUUUAUGGUGUUUAUUGGCAUCGAAUAAUUUGGACUUAAAAAGUUUGAAACAGAGAGCCAAGGGAUUAUGGCGGCUUGCUGUUCCUGGAAAACCAUACCAAUUUCUUCCUCUUCCGCUCGAGCUCUUCUUCACCGUCCCUCCUCUUCUCCCUCUGCAUCUCAUUUUGUGUCCAUCCCUACUAUGUCUGGCGGACUUCAUUCUGCAAGGCCGGCCGCAUCUUCCCACUUCUCUGUUCAGAGGCUUACCAACUUCAGCCUUCCAGUGGAAUUAGCAAGCAUGCAGUCUCUAAUGCCAUUGCGCAGUGUUACUGCUUCUGCCUUGUUUACUUCGUUGCUUUCCUUCCAUAACAAUAGUCGGCGUUGUCUAUCUAAAGCUAUGCCUGAGGAAAAAGAAAUCUUGAACAGUGAUUUCAACUCCAAGAUGCUUCUAAAGGGCCUGUCUUACACCGAACUUGAGAAAUGGGUUCAAGCACAAGGAUACAGACCUGGCCAAGCUUUAAUGCUGUGGAAACGUCUUUAUGGGGAUAACAUUUGGGCACAUACUGGUGAUGAAUUAGAAGGUUUAAACAAGGACUUUAAGAAAAUGUUGAUUGAAAACGCUAAGUUCAGGGCAUUGUCUUUGAGGGAAAUUCUCCCUUCAUGUGAUGGAACGAGGAAGAUUUUGUUCAAUCUGGAAGAUGGCCUGAUAAUAGAAACUGUUGUUAUACCUUGCGAUAGAGGCAGGACCACUGUUUGUGUUUCAAGUCAAGUGGGUUGUGCCAUGAACUGUCAAUUCUGCUACACCGGCAGGAUGGGCCUGAAGAGACAUCUGACUGCUGCUGAGAUAGUAGAACAGGCAGUUUUUGCAAGGCGUUUGCUUACCAGUGAAGUGGGUUUAAUUACUAAUGUUGUGUUUAUGGGAAUGGGAGAACCACUUCACAACAUUGACAAUGUCAUUAAAGCUGCAAAUAUAAUGGUUCAUGAACAAGGACUUCAUUUCAGUCCCCGCAAGGUCACUGUUUCAACCAGUGGACUUGUUCCCCAGCUGAAACGUUUCCUGAAUGAAUGUAACUGUGCUUUAGCUGUUAGUUUGAAUGCAACUACCGAUGAGGUCAGGAAUUGGAUCAUGCCAAUAAACCGCAAGUAUAAGUUAGGCUUGCUUCUUCAAACUUUACGAGAGGAACUUCGUUGCAAGCACAAAUACAAGGUUCUUUUCGAAUAUGUGAUGCUUGCUGGGGUUAAUGAUAGCAUUGAAGAUGCAAAGAGGAUCGUUGAUCUUGUCCAGGGUAUUCCAUGCAAGAUUAACCUUAUUUCAUUUAAUCCACAUUGUGGAUCUCAAUUUAGACCUACCUGCAAGGAGAAGAUGAUUGGGUUUCGUAAUGUUCUGGCUGAAUCCGGGUUGACUGUUUUCUUGCGACUAAGUAGAGGUGAUGACCAGAUGGCUGCAUGUGGUCAGUUAGGCAAACCUGGUAUUGUUCAAGCUCCUUUACUUCGUGUGCCAGAUCGAUUUCAAAUGGCAAUGGAAUUAUGUCCCUAGUUCCUACAUCAAGAUUAAGAAACAUUGGCAUCACUCCAUUGACGAGGCAAAAAUAGUGUGCCGCCUUACGGGCAUUUGUUGGAAUGUAUGCCUGUCUUUAGCUUUCUAGUCUUCUUGAAGGAGAAGCUAUGUAUUCAGGCCCCCCUUUUCUUGGAGGCAAAGCUAUGCAUUCAGCCCCAGAUCGAGAAGUUCAACCCUCACGUUUUCUAAAUUUCUUGUCAUUCUUUUCUGUUUUUCUUUUCAACUUAUACCUUUUGCCAAAUUUUGGAAUUCGUAUUUAGAACCAAUUGUAUGGAAAUAAGGCAUUUGACAAACUUGUUUAGAGUUAUAGCUACCCACUGAAAGUUAAAUGAGUUGAUAAUAAAUUUUUAUUAAUUUA